Polistes canadensis is the source of this 420-nucleotide messenger RNA. Its product is annotated as fatty acid synthase-like. Bases 1 to 420 code for a protein of 139 amino acids. The record is from RefSeq and is a predicted model, not a curated record. The transcript is spliced from 3 exons. Gene Ontology annotation, molecular function: fatty acid synthase activity. Gene Ontology annotation, biological process: fatty acid biosynthetic process. NCBI's taxonomy places the organism in Eukaryota, Metazoa, Arthropoda, Insecta, Hymenoptera, Vespidae.
AUGAAASUUGAAGGUUUAGAAGAAAAUGCAGUGGUCAUUUCUGGAGUAUCAGGAAAAUUUCCAAAAAGUGAGAAUAUCAAUGAUUUAAAGACAAAUCUAAUAAAUGGAGAAGAUUGCGUUUCCUCAGAUCAUACAAGAUGGAAAUUAGAUGAUUCGCCUAAAAUACCAUUGCGUUUAGGAACAAUUUCUAAUUUAACGAAAUUCGAUAACUAUUUUUUUGGAAUUAAUUCAAUACAGGCAAAAUUUAUGGCGCCAGAAAUAAGAAUUGCAAUGGAAGUUACGUUUGAAGCGAUCAUUGAUGCCGGAAUAAAUCCUGUAGAGUUACGGAACAAGAAAACCAAUGUUUACGGGGUAUUGAGUUUAUAUGAGUCAGAUAGUUAUCUCUUGAAUGAUAAAACUCAGAUGGAUAUAGUCUACUAG